AGUUUCCGGGCGAGAGUCGCGCAGUCCGCCAGCGCCGCGACGCGACUCCGUCUCUCGUUAGAUAGUCAAUUCGAAUCUAUCAUCAUGCUGAUAGGACUCGUCCGGGACUCGGUGAUGCAGUGUUUCUGCCACUCAUGCCGUGCACCCGUAUUACCGGCAGCGACUGAAAUCCGCUGCCAGGAAAUGUCGAAGGGUGGUCUCGCGUACGAGGUGAUCCUAGCCGAGCCCGUGGGAGUGCCGGCGCCGCGCCGUCCCGACUCCCCGGAGAAGACGCCCUCCGUCGAGGAGAUACAGGAGAAGCUCAAGGCCGCCGAGGAGAGGAGACGUAGUUUGGAAGCGAGCAGAAUGGCAGCGAUCGCACAGAAGAUGGCGAGGAUCGAGGAGGCGUCCCGCAUCCGCAUGGAGCAGACGAACAGCUUUAUCAGCACCACCAAGGAGGCGCUCGACGCCAAGAUGGAGACGCACGAGGAGAAACGCGAGGCGUACAUAAACGAGCUGCGCGCCAGGCUCAAGGAUCAUCUGGAGGGUGUCGAGAAAACCAGACUGACGCUGGAGCAGCAGACGGCUGAGGUGUACAAGGCGAUCGAGGAAAAGAUGGCCACCGCCGCGGACAAGCGCGACGAGAACAUCAAGAAGAUGCUGGAGCGGCUCCGUGAACAUGAGGAGCAGGUGAAGAAAGUGCGCGCUGGCAAUCAGGAGCGAUUCCAACAGCUGGAAGCCGCCAUACAGGACAAGCUGCAACACGCCGCCGACCGCCGCGUACAGCUGGAGGCCGAACAGAAGGAGAAACUGCGCAAUUAUGUGAGUGUUAUACAUAUACUGUAUCAUCCAGGUCUGCAGCUGGAGGCCGAACAGAAGGAGAAACUGCGCAACUAUAACUCUAAAUUGGCGGAAGCUCGUUCGUCCAUCACCGCCAAGGUCGAGGAGAUGACUAAAGAUAUCGAGACAAAACUCACCGCUGCCGAAAUCAACCGCGAGAAGGAGAUGCAGAGAAAACUGGACUUUGUUAAAAAGGAGGAGCGACGCGCAGAAUUAGUGCGACAAAACAAGAGCGCACGCGCCGACAGCGACGCGCCGCCCGCCUCCGGGUAAACGCCGCGCCACGCUCACUACCGCCCGGACACUGCGCCUCUACUGCAUACCGUCAUCCACACAUUAUAUACUGGAGCAUCAUCCUACCCACCGUGCCGACCACCCGACCCGACAUCGACGUACGGCCGGCUGGCAUAAAGGAAUUACUACCCUUGGAACCAGUGAUGCCCGACUAUCGAUAUUAAGAGAACAUUAUACCGAUUUUAUAUCGAGUCCUAAGUAAAACACCUAAUUGCUUAGUGAGAAAAACCGAUUAUUGUAUUUAUUGAUCGAUCGUUUGCUGGCUGUGUAGGAGUAGUUAAAAAUUUAACAGAUAUAUUGAGAAUCAAAUACACCAAUUAUAGCAUCUUGUGAAAUUCUCUUGAAAUGGUUUUAUGUUGCCGAGUUGUGUUCGAUAAAUAGUCUCGAUAGUCGCUCAUCACUCCUCGAAACAAUCGAAUCUGUGUAUUCUAUGUUUCGAAAUAUCGAAAAUGUUUGUAUUUAAAGUAUAAAACAAUGAUUCAACAUUUUAACAUAUCCAUCCCCCAUGCGAGGUGGAUAGCGCGAUUUAGUCGUAGUCCUGGGUACAAAAAAUAAUAUGCUUCAAAUACACGCAAAAUAUAUAUUAGGUGUAUAAAUGUGCAUGGAUGUUUGUGAAGUCGAAGUGGCCGGGCGACCGGCUCGGGCUGUGCUGGCGGAUAGAGCGUCGGUGUUGCCACGUUAUAAAUAUACAGGGCUAUUUGUAAAAAUAGGUACAACGGCAGCCUUGAACGACUAAACAGCUAACACAUAAACGGCAGCAUUUUAUCUACAAGUUUUAACAUGACUCAAUACUUAGAACAAAAAAAUGAAUUUACAAGCUUUUAUUGUACUGUAGUGACCUUUAUUCAUAAACGAAAUGUCGUCAUUUCGAAACGUUCGUGCGCUGUUACUGAUGCUCGUAAAGUUAUAACGACAAAUUCAAUUAAAUUUUAUUUUUAUAUGAAAGUAAAAUAUAACGAUUAAUCCAAUUUCAUAGCUAGCGUGUCAUUUAUGAUAUUAGCUGCCGCAGGUUGUUGGUGUCUUGCAAAUAACCCUGUAUAAGUACUGAAAAUAAUAAAAUGUGUUUUACCUAUUUAAUCGCCCCGGCGCAAUAUCCGACACCAAAUGAAUUCCUUAGUUAUAUCGUGCUUUAAGAAUUAACCCAAAUUGUUAUUUUUCACUGGUACAUAGCAACAUUGCUGACACCUUUUAAAUAUGGCCUAUUUUUAUUAACAUUUAGUCAUGUAUUAUAAAUUUUUAGCCCAUUUCUAAUAUUUCAAUGAACAAAUAAAAACAUUAGAAAUAUUAAAAACGGGAGUUAUGGGGUUCUGUAUCACGUAUUCUUGCCAGAAAUAUUACCGGAAAUUGUGAUGAUUUACAAAUAGUACGGUGUCGAUGCAAUACUAGCUCGAGUUGUGACGUGUAAGGUACGGAAUCCCCGGAUAGGGAAGAUUGUUUUUAAAAAAUUAUUGUAAGCGGGCGGAACGAAGUGGUCCCGAUGAGGCGAACGGAUGCGAAUCCCUUAUCGCUAGUUAUAGACUUAUAUCAUUAUUUUUAAUAUCUAACAUAACACAACAGUAUUUUAGGAAUGUAUAAUCUAAAUUUAAGUUUGUCUCGUUCAUAGAUCGCCAUUUCGCUGUCGAUUGAUCAUUGUCAUUAUUAUUAUCUUUAUGAUUUCUUUCGUGUGUGCGUUGUCGAUUUGUUGGAAUGUCAUGUCGCGGGUCUGUGGCUGCAUUAUUAUUAUAGUACGAGUGUCGCCGCCCCGAAUCCGAAUCUCGAAGCCCGCGAAUCGUUGUUUGGCGCUAGUUAUCUUAAAUCUCAUAUCUGUCUGUGACACGUCACAUGUUCUAGCAUACACUUAAAUAAAAAAAAAAUUAAAUAUAAGUCGUUUAUAUCACUUCCUUUUAUGAUCUCAAAUUGAUAAAAUAAAAAUGAACGGAAAGGUAGUUAACAUCGGAAGUGCCUCAGUAUGUAACGAUAGAUCGAUACCUCGAAUGAUAUCAAUAAAAUAGUAAAACGAACAAACUGCCUUUGAUAGCGUUUUAUAUUUAAUUAUGACGACGUGUGUGGGAGACGUACCGCUUCUGUGAUGUUAGGCACAAAUUAUACGCAUCUGUCGGGUAGCAGCGGCGAGUUACGCGGGUUAGUCGCGCUAACGUUAAGUGAGAGUAUUCCUGUAUUUUAUAGUAUAUUUUUGCCAUUGAUUUAGCGUCGGUCUGUUUUAACGUGGGAGAUAAUUAUAAAUGUAUAUAAGAGAACGACCUGUUGCUUGGCGGAGCGGCUUGCCUGCUUCCACUCGAUGUACGCUGGUGCAAGGGGACUAGACGUAAGUUUAUAGCUUGUUUCUCGGUGAAGACGUGUUAACCUCUGACCAAUUUGCCUUGGGUAUUGUGUAGCCUUUUAGAUUAUCACGAUCGAGACUAAUCAUGUAUAGCGAUGCAAAGUAUAGCUUAUCAGAAUUAUUAUUAUUAUAUGUUUUUCGUAAUUUUUGCGUAAUGUUAGUACUCCUAUUCUCUUAUAAAGGAUUUUUUGUCGUUAAUUUAUGUAUUUUAUGUGAUGAUUAAUGUGCUUCAGUUUGUGAGGUACCUAUAUGGAAAUUGCUGUUCGAAGUGCAGGCAACUUUUGUAGUUUCAUUGUCGUAAUGAAUAAAGUCAUAAAUACUAAUA
Diatraea saccharalis (sugarcane borer) is the source of this 3758-nucleotide messenger RNA. Lineage: Eukaryota; Metazoa; Arthropoda; Insecta; Lepidoptera; Crambidae. The record is from the annotation of a GenBank genome assembly.